AUGGCGGCGCUAGGCAACGGCCUCGGUCUUGGAAGCAACCUAAAGAGCCAGUACAACCUUGGACGAGCCGGACCCGACCACGUCUACCACGCCGCCGCCGCGCCCACCCCUCAGCUUUACAACCCCCGACCAGCCCCCGUUGACCCAUACACUAGCGCGCCAGGCCACGGCGCCGCCCACGGGCACCUUAACGGGCAGUACCGGAGCACCGGGCCCAACCUCAACCUCAACCUCAACCACACACAGGGGGGAUGGGGUGAUCACCACCUCCCGGCGUCGUCGUCGCGGUUCGCCUCGUCGUCAUCGGCGGACUCGGUCGACGACAUCCUGGCUUCGCCCAGCCUCUCCGACUACUCGCUCGACAACCCCUCGCUGUCAACAGCACCCUCCAGCAAGCCGGGCGGCAACAAGAACCACCAUCAGAACCACCACAGCCACAAUCAUCAUCACAACAACCACAACGGUGGUAACGGUAACAACAACCGAGGUAGCCGCUCUCAGCGUCGCCCCUCCAACCGGGACGAGUUUGACGGGCCGCACCAAUUCCUUCAGCGUCCUCCGCCGGAAUACAUCGCCAUGCAAGAGCGCGAGCUCCCCCACCUGCCGACCAACCUCCUCGUGCAAGAACAGGACUCCGUCCUGACGCAAGUCAACGACCGGCUCUCCCAGUGCGCCUACGACUUUGUAGCCAAGUACCAGUUCCCCAUCCCUUUGACCCAAGACAUGCGGCCCGUCGAGAGACCGCAGGACCGCGAAUGGACCGAGUGGGUGUACCUUUUGAAGAGACUGGCCACCAAGCGAAGAAUCCCCGCGCGGGUGCUGUAUAACGGGCAAAUCAAGCAGUUUGUGACGAUUUUGGAGAACAGUCUGGAGAUGAGGCACGCGGCCAAGCAUCAGAGUCGUCCGUUGAAGGACGAUCGGAAUAUCUUGCAGCUGAUCAGUGCGGGGAUUCAGGUCGCCAAGAUCCUCAAGGAUGCGCCGGCUAUGGACUUUUUGGAUAAGCUGUAUGUGAGGACGGAGCAGCAGAUCCAGGAACGGGCGGCGGCUGCGGCGGCGAGGUUCCGCUGA
Messenger RNA from Neurospora tetrasperma FGSC 2508, 1068 nucleotides. RefSeq lists its product as uncharacterized. The record is from RefSeq and is a predicted model, not a curated record. NCBI's taxonomy places the organism in Eukaryota, Fungi, Ascomycota, Sordariomycetes, Sordariales, Sordariaceae. The transcript has a single exon. The coding region runs from base 1 to 1068 and encodes 355 amino acids.